AUGCAUCGACUUUUUGCUGAGCUGGAGCCAUCUGUAACCGUCACCGAGCAAAACAUGGCAGACCGAGUUCGGUAUAUCUUGCGCUCAAAUACUUUUGAUGUCACCGAACUCGAACGGCUAAGAAGUGAGGCUGUUCCUUCAUCGAGUGAAAAUGCUGCGGCUGAGGAUGCGGCGCCACAACUUGCUGAGAAAACGGCAAACGUGGAUUCCGCCGUGAAUACCCCAGUUGUGGUUGACGAUGAUAGAACAGUCGCCCAGGAACUGGAACUAGAGCAAAUGAGGAGUAGAUUGGAAGAGGCGAUUGUGGAAACGCACAGUACGCCUCUCGAAAAUCGACCGUGA
Messenger RNA from Parnassius apollo (apollo), 342 nucleotides. The record is from the annotation of a GenBank genome assembly. NCBI's taxonomy places the organism in Eukaryota, Metazoa, Arthropoda, Insecta, Lepidoptera, Papilionidae.